Molecule: messenger RNA, 4803 nt
Organism: Labrus mixtus (cuckoo wrasse)
Lineage: Eukaryota; Metazoa; Chordata; Actinopteri; Labriformes; Labridae
Gene: shisal1b
Product: shisa like 1b
Exons: 5
Coding region: 452-1036 (194 amino acids)
Source: RefSeq, a predicted model, not a curated record
UCGCUCUCUCUCUCUCUUUGCUCACACACUCGCAGUCGCUGCUCUCUGACGGAUGGGGAUACACUGCCAAGGAGGACUUAGGGGCGAGAAGAGUGUGUUUCUUUUCUUCUCUGGGUGUGUUUCCUUUCUCUUCUGCCCGGCUUCCCCCCCCCCUCCCCCCCUCCUCAUGAGCUGUUAACUCCGACACGGGUCCCGAGGAUGAGGAGGAUCUAUGUGUGAGGAAGACACAACAAAGGAAGAGGAAACAAGGAGCAACAGGGUGGCAAAUUCUGCGAGCGUGAAGAUCUCUUGUUCUCUGAGUGAGGAGUCCUGACUCUCCGAGCAGCAGCCAUGUGAGUGGAGCUCUCACACAGUAGAGGAUGUCCACGUCCAUCUAGAGAAGAGCAGCCUCCCUCCUUUCCUUCCUCCCUCCCUCUAGCUCCCUUCCUUCUUCCCACAUGAGGAGGAGAAGAUGACUAUCACCAGCCGGCAGUCCUUCAAUGUCCUGACGGUCAUCUUCCUGCUGCUGUCCACUGCAGCUCUAUCGGCUCAUUACAGAGUGUGUGAACCCUACGACGACCAAAAGGGGAGGCCGCACUUCGGCUUUCACUGCCCGCGCCUCUCAGACAACAAGAACUUCAUGUUCUGCUGCUACCACAACAACACCGCAUUCAAAUACUGCUGCAACGAGACCGAGUUUCAGAUGGUCAUGCAGAUCAACCUCACCACCACCUCAGACGGUUAUGCACACAACAAUUAUACAGCCCUGGUCGGCGUGUGGAUCUACGGCUUCUUUGUCAUGGUGCUGCUGGCGCUUGACUUCCUCUACUACUCAGCCAUAAAUUACGAGCUGUGCCGGGUCUACCUGGAGAAAUGGGGUCUUGGGGGACGCUGGCUGAAGAAGGCCAGGAGUCAGUGGCACCGGUCCAUGCCGGAGGAGAGCGAGGCCCAGGCUCAAGCCCAGCCCAUGGUCCCCAGCCACUACCAGCCCAGACACAGCCUAAGAGGGGAGAGCCACAGCCCCACGCUCCUGCCCUACAACACAUCCACAGCAUGAAAGAUGCUGCAGGUGGACAAACUGAAGAGUAGCAACACCUUUCCUUACGUGGUACGGUGCAGAUGCCUGACAGAAGCCCCUCUCUGGAACACAGACACUUACUUAGUGGUGGGCUAGCCAUAUUGUAGUAGUUAGAAGAGACUACUGACCCUUUCUUAAGAGCACAAAAACACCUAUGGACUGAAAGAAGCAGGCCGACGUGGAAACACAGAGGACCUAGUGCUUCUGCUACCACAGCUGAGGAGCAGCAGACACAUUCAGUAGCUCACAGGUGUUCAGUGAUCCCUUGAAAUGGCUGCCAAGGCCUGCAGUAUCCCAAACGAAUCCAGGCUGAACUGGAUAAACUGUACUGGCAAGCGAGGAGCCCUGCCUGUUUUUGAAAAACAAAUCUCAUCUUUCUAGAUAGAAAAUGUUUAUUACGCUGCUGUGUCAGUUUGUGUUCAGUAGCAGUUAGACACAGUUGUGGGUUAUCUAUUUGGUGAAUUAUUUAUGUGAAGUAGUCAGAGAAAUAUGUGAGUGGUUAACAUUCGGAACAUGUAACAGCUUAGAUUGAUGCUGAGCAUCUCACGUAGAGUAGAGUUUUUGUUACUGAAACUAGACACAAAAUGUCUCUGCAGCCUUGCUGAAAAACACUAUCUUAUAUGAAAUGUUUGUGAUCUCCUUUCUGCAAAGUAAGCGAUUUCUCUAUAUUGUAACGUGUCUGACAAGGACACAACGCCAUACAGUUCAACUGCUGUAGAUCUAAAGGUUUUACAUUAGGUAAUUGAGAUUUUUCUCUUUGGUUUUUGACGGUGAGGAACUCGGGAUCCUGACACUCAAUAAGUUAUUCACCCAAAACAUUUAUGAGGAUCAGGGAUGCUUUCUCAACAGCAGCGCGCUUUAUGCUAAGUUGACCUUAACCCUAAUUGGCUCUGAGCCUACGAGCCCAUUUAAAUCCAUCACUUAUAAAGUUUAGUGUGAGACAGCCGGGGUAACCUCAUCCGAUGACUUGUUUGCCCUUCCUCAUUACCGGAGAUGCCUGAAAAACAGCUCCAUUAGCAAUAUGAUGCAAAUGAAUAUCCAUUUGGUUCUUUAAUAAGGAGCACUCUACAUCCCACACUGCGAUGAGAUAAUUGUUGUAAGUGAUUAGCCAUAAUAGAAAAUGUAAAAAAUAAAAAAUAAAAAUUCAAGCCCCCUCCACUGUCAGCAAUAAUGUACAGUAGCUUAAAUAGAAAGGAUGAUGUGGUAGAGUCAGAGGGGUCAGCCAAAUGAGCACGGGGUACUCAUUGAGAUGUAUUGCAGAGAGUUCAGAUCCGUUUACAUUUACUGUAAUAAGAAGGUGAAGUCAAUGGAACAAACAAAAAGUGUUUCUGAAUUAUGAAUUGAUACAGUAAGAAGUGUUUCUGAGUCAGCUUUGCAAGGAAAAAAAACAUUAUUUUCAUUAUGAAUCCAUGUGCCGUAACAUUAUUUCUCAAUUAUUCAAUGGGUCCAUAAAAUGUCAGAAAGUUGGUCAAACUGUCUAAACAACCCAUGGUAAGAGAUACAAAAUCCUUGUUUGCUUCUUUUAACCAAAUUUCUAAACUUGUAGUUUUCAGUUUACUGUCGUGUACAGAACAAGCUUAGAUUCUCCCACACUUAGACCCUGUGAGGCCUUGAAAAUUGCUUUAAGGAUGAGUCAAGUAUCAGUCAGUUAUUUUCUUAAUCAAUGAAUUGUUUGGUUUAUGAAAGGUCAGAAAAUAGAAAAUAAUAGAUUUCUUUGCAUUUAUGCCAAAACAAUUUUGAAAGUCUGAAGGAUUUUAGUUACAUUUUUAUAUUUGAGAAGCAAACUCAUGGGAACUGCAUGCCUGUUUGAGAAAAUUACCUUCAGCAUAAAUCAAUUUUCAGUGUAAUUUUCUCUCAGGGACUUAAAAGAUAAAUUGACCUAUUGUUGUAGCUCUAUGAUUUUACCAUUUAAAGAAAGAGCAAUUAAGGUGAAAACCCUAAUUACUGCUGAGAUAGCAUUUCUUAAAACCAAGCAGUUUUAGGUGCCCGGCUGGAUAUAAGCAAGAGUGCCUGUAGACCACAAGGACAGACGGCAGGUACAUAAAGAGAGGAGCGUCUGGUCUGUCCUAAUCUUUGCAUCUUCAACUGGUUAACACACUUUCCUUAGUACGGUCUAGAACUGCUCUUUUUGCAAAAUGUCUUAUGAUAAGAUCUGAAAUAGAAUGGAGCUAUACCUCUAAAUAUAAAGUGAUUGAUUUCAGAUAGCAGCAAGCAAAGCCAUGAGACUUCCCAUGUUUAUCCUCCCAGUUUCAUAAAGUUACAGUGAACCCUCUGAAAUCUGGUCAAAAGUGCUGCAGGCGUCAUCCUCAGUUAUCAGUAAUAAUGUUCGUAUUUGCAGAGUUGUUAGAGCAAGUUAUAACCCAUUUCAGUGGCUAAAGUUUAAUUGCGUGUGCGCCCCAGCAGGCUCAAGCUUUCAGAGGAAGAGGAAAAGGAUGUAUCCAAGUGAAAUAAUUGGCCCAGAGAUCAGCAGUAAUUCUGAAUUACACUGUCUGGCUUUCCUCUCUAACUGUCUCCUUACUCGCAAAGUGUCAACAAAAAGGCAGCAAACAUGGAGAAGUUUGAAAAGGUGAAUGGUGAAUGAACUUGGGCUUGCAUAGGGAUUUUCCAGUCUUCAAUCACAGCUGCUUCUAUACUACAGGUCACGGCUGCUCCCUAAAGUGCCCGAUCCCAUUUGUAAUUAACUAAACCCAAUUAUACAGAUUCACACGCCAAUGGCUUAGCAGCAGGAGCAUUUUUGGAACACUUCUACAUGUGGCUGCAGGAGCUGAGGAUCGAACGCCCAACCUUCCUGUUAAAAUACGAUUGAAUCUACCACUAAGCCACAGCUGCCCAAGGGUUAGGGUUAAAAAAAAUGGCUGCCGUAUGAAAAUGUUGAAUCUUGUUCCGUAGCACGGUUACUUGAGUCGCAAAAUAAAACGAGAACAGCUCCCAUGAAGGUAACAGUGAUGCUAAAUGUCGAUAGUAGACAUUCACAUUUCAAUUGUCGGACAGUCACUCAUCGCAUUGCCCAACUCUAACCAGAGCAUUAGUAAGGUUCUUCUUGCAGCCAAUCUUCAAUUUAAUGAGGCGUUUGAUUUGUUCACUGUAGCAGCAUCAACUCAGACAGUGUGUGGAAUGAUGUAUUUGACAGACAUGGCAGUUGCAAUGUAUUUUGUGUUUAAAUUGUUUGUUUUUGGAAACGUUAAGGUCUGAUUUUACAAAGCUGAAUGUUUUUUGUUUACAUGACAGGUAUCAAAUUUAGUAGGAAAAGGUAUCAAAGUACUCUUUUAGUGUUGUUUUUACUUUAAGGGUUCUGGUACAUUUUCUGAUACAGUUAUUUUUUUACAACAAUGCCCAGCCUUAAGCAGCGGAGAUUUGAAUGGAUCCAGAUACUGAAGAAGUGGUAAAAACUUGAUAUAGAGAAUGUGGCUUACAGGCCUAGACUACCCUGUGUAUUUUGGCCUGAAAUAAGUCAGAGAAGGUCUGUAUUAUCACCAGUAACAAUAUUGUGACACCCAGGGAAAUAAAAACCUAAUUUAGCCUCUGACAAGCCGUAGCAGGAUCAAAAAUGGAUUCCCUCAAGUUACAAAUGAGGGAUCUUUCCCCCCCCUCAUUUCUUAAAACAUGUUUUAACAUCAAUGGUUUUGUGCUGUUUUCUGUUUUUGUUGGAAAACAAACAGUCUGACUCUGGACUGAUGUGAUGUGGUACUGUGAAUUGUAUCAGCUCAACCUUCUUCCUUAAUAAAAAACAAACAAACAAAAAAAAA